AUGCGUGCUGUUCCCAUUCGUAGCCAUUGCCUUCCCACGCCAUUCAAGUCGACCGAAUCUCACAUCACAUCGUCCCCCGUCCACCUCCCGCGUCUGACCCCCCCAGUAUCGCGGUGGGGUCAGCAACGCGCGCUCAAGGCGGCACUGCUGGCGGCGCUGGGCGCGGCGUGCUGCAUCGCGUUUCUGCGCGCCGGCCUGCCGUUUCGCGGCCAGUCGACGCACGCAGACGAGGACUCGUUUUUCCAAGUAAUUGCUCGUCUCUCUUCACUCGUCUGCGCACAGCCCCCCACAUUUCCAUCUCCUUCGCCUCCCCUCCUGUUCCAUGUGCAACCCUCUCCUCGCUCUGCCCCACCUCUCCGCACUCAGCCUCACAUCUCCCCCUUCUGCCCCAGCUCCCCUCUCCUGCCUCACCUCUCCGUUGGCUUCCCCGCCUGCCUCCGCGCCCAUUAUCUUGACCACAGGCGGACGAGGGUGGUCAAGCGGGUGGCGUGGAGGAGGAUGGGUGGCCGCUCCAAAUGCCUCCUUUUGUUCAUGCAUGCUUUUCGUGCUAACCUGCCCGCCAUCUGCUCUACUGUGUGCGCAGCCGGCAGAGGAGGGGAGGACCAGGGGGGCUAUUUGGUGGUGCAGCUGGCAGGGGGGCUCAACCAGAUGCGCGCAGGGGUGGGUGGGGGGCUCUCAACCCCUCGUUUCCCAGCCUCGUUCUCAUGCUCGCUCCCUCCCGCCCCUGCUCUCACUCACAUCUGUGACGCGGUGGUGGUGGCAAAGCUGCUGGGAGCGUCGCUGAUGCUGCCGUUGUUGGAUAACUCCUCCUGGUGGGCCGACGGCAGCACAUUUGCGGACGUGUUUGACGCGGGGCACUUUGCGCGGGUGCUGGCGCCGUGGGUGCGCGUGGUGGACCGCCUGCCCUCCGCGCUGCGCCACCGCCCCCCCCUCGACCGCACCGUGCCGCGCGGCUCCACUGCUGAGUACUACGAGACACGCGUCAGAGCGAUGAUCAGAAAGGCGCAGGUGCUGAAGCUGAACCAUUUCGAUUCCAGGCUGCAUGAUGACCUCCCGUUACACCUGCAGAAGCUGCGCUGCGUGGCAAACUACGAGGCGCUGCACUUCGUGCCGGCGGUCACGCAAGCCGUCACGCGCCUCACCCACGCGCUCACCCACCCCUCCGCCACAGCCGCCACCACUGCCCUUGACCCCGCUGCUCAGGCCGGCGGUGCUGCAGCAGCAGCGCAAGGCACACAAGGGCAGCGGGGAGAGAGGGAGCAGGUUGAGGGAGGGAUGCAGGCGAAGGGGAAUGGUGGGGUGGUCAAGUAUGUCGCGAUUCAUCUGAGGUACGAGCCGGACAUGCUGGCAUUCACGGGGUGCGAGUACGAGGGGGGCGCGGAGGAGAAGGUGCUGUUUGAGUCCAUUCGACAGCGCUGGGCCAACCUGCCCGCCAUGGACGCUGAGAAGCAGAGAGCCAAGGGCAUGUGCAUCGUCACCCCCUCCCAGGUGGCAGUGGCCUUGCAGGCGCUGGGCUUGCCACCGUCCACGCGCGUGUACAUCGCGUCGGGGGCACUGCACGGUGGGGCGGCGGCGCUGCAGCCGCUGCUGCACGCCUACCCCUUCACCACGGACAAGCACUCCCUCGCACACUCCCACGCCAUGGCCCACGCCCGCACAGGGGGGCGCGACGAUGACGACGAUGAGGGGGAUGAGGCAUGGGGUGCGGGUGGGGGCGGGAGCAGGGAAGAGGGGGUGAGGGGGGAGGGGGGAAGGGCGUUGGCAGGGGUGGAGGGGCGCAAGACGCUGCUGGCGGCGGUGGACUAUGAGAUGUGUCGCGGGGCAGCGCUGCUCGUCACCAACAACAAUGGCAACAUGGCCCACCUGCUAGCGGGCCACAGAAGGUACAACGGGGUGGGCGGCACGGUGCACCUCUUUGGCUCCUCCAUCCACCGCCUCCUUGCUGCCAUCCAACAUGGGGAUCACGAGGCUUCUCAGAAGCUUCGCAAUCGACUGCUCAAGGGCGACCUGAGCAGUGAGAGGGAGAGCAAUGAGAAGGCUGCAGCGAGAGGAGGGUUUUACGCAUUUCCACGGGAUUGUGCAGGUGUUGGGGAAGGGGAGCUUGGGGCACAUAUGCAGGUGGCGUGUGCGCCGCACACAGCCUAUAGCACUCGUGGGGAGAAGGGCAGUCAGCAGCUGAUUCGGAGCGAGAACGCCUCGUGUGUGCCAUGA
Messenger RNA from Closterium sp. NIES-65, 2211 nucleotides. The record is from the annotation of a GenBank genome assembly. NCBI's taxonomy places the organism in Eukaryota, Viridiplantae, Streptophyta, Zygnematophyceae, Desmidiales, Closteriaceae.